AUGGAGUUCUCAUCAUGGAAGACUAUCAAUUUGCUUUACCCUUCUUUCGAGUUCAUUCAUAGUAAAAUUGAAGAAGCUAUUGAUUUAGAUUCACUAAACACAAACUUAAAAAGUUUAGUAAUCAUUGGAGAGCCAUUGUAUGCUGCACCGGACAUUAGUAGAUUUAAACUUCUCGAAGAUUUGUGGCUUGUCGAAUGUUCUCUUCAUAUAGCAGAUCAAGUGCAAUAUGGCAAAUACCUACGAUACUUACAUUUGUCUUCCAACGCUCUGACGAAGAUACCAAACCUUGUAAAUCUACGUCACUUGAAAAAACUAUGGCUGCCUGGAAACUCGAUAGAAAGGAUAUAUGAAAAUGAACUUCCUCCUUCAUUGGAAGAUUUGAAUGUCGCCGAAAAUAGAAUAUCAACGAUUCAAUAUUCUUUUCAAAAUUGCUGUAACUUGGAAACGUUAAAUAUUUCCGCUAAUCCAAUCCAGUCCAUUUUCGAAUUAUGCCAUUUAACGAAGUUGAAACGCUUGAAAAACUUGUGGUUAUGCGAUCCACUUUUCGAAUUGACAGCUCUAACGAAAUUGGUCAACUACAGAGCGUUCGUCAUCAAUUGCCUUCCGAACCUCAAGAGGUUGGACUUCCACUCUAUCGAUGAAAAAGAAACUGAACUAUCCAAAUUAUUUUUUGUUAACAAGCACAAUCAUUACAAAAUGCUUUCGGUGGACGCAACUUACAAUCAUUACUUAAACCAAGAAGAAGAAUACAAAAACUCAUCGCAGGAGCUUCAGAAACUGAAAAGAAAUUUGUACAUUCUAAGCCUCAAUGAAGAAAAGGCUAAGGGGAAAGAAGACGAAAACACUCUCAUGUUGAUACAGAAGCUUCGAAAAUAUUUGAAUAGUCAAAUAAAGAUUUGGCAAAACAGAAGAUUACGAGCUGAAGCUGAAUUGGAAGAACACAGAAAACUGCAUAUACGUCAAAUUGAAGUCGAAUUGGCAAAUUUUGGAAAUAUUAAAUUUAAGAUGCACAACAAAAACUCAUGUGUAGCGAGAACUUGUGAGAGGAUUUUGAACAGCUUCAUAUGUAACCAUUUGAAAUAUAUUAUCGAUUCAAUUGAAGUCUUAGCCGUGACCCAAGUUCUGAGGGCAGGGCAAUGCUCAUUGAAAUUCACAUCACAAAAUAACGAUUGGACCCCAGAGCAAAGCUUGGAAUCUCUUUAUAUACUGUGUGAGCCAUUGUAUGUUCAAGAUUCCUACGAACCGUUUUUUAAUUAUGUUCAGCAGUCACUUUAUUUUCAGGUUGAUGAAAUAAAGUACACGAUUUCUCAAUGCAUCGGUAAAGCUGAUUCUUCAUCUUUCGAUCAAAUAUGCAAUCUCAAUAAAGAUCAUGAUAUAUUUCAGAAAAGAAUUCUUUCUCUCGUCUACAUGGACAUGGAAAACACAAAAGAAAAUAUUAAAGUAGCAGAAAUGGGCGUUAGUGGAGGAACUUCAAACAAUAAUUGUAUAUUGCACAAUGUUGCCUACGAGUUAGUGGCGAAUCCCAUUCUACUUGUCGAGUUCAAAUAUUUUAAACAGGACGAAGAAAACUACAAGAGCUUCACAAGAGAUGAAUCAUUUCUUCUGGAAAGAGAACCAUACUUACCUUCACACUCUGCUUCAGAGAGUUUGUUUUGCAAUUCCAAAUCCUGGGGAAGCCUAUCGAAAAUUGUUGUCAGAAAGUUGAAUUUGAGGGCAUUUGGAUUAGUUCAAACUUUACCAAACGUAAAGGAACUAGACGCUUCUUAUAAUAAAUUGAUUUGUUUGAGAGAAAUUUGCCAUUUGUUUCCAAAUCUUGAAGUAUUAGAAGCAUCUUUUAAUGAUUUUUCCGAAGUUCCGACUAACUAUAGUAUGCCCUAUUUGUGUAACAUCGAUCUGUCCUGGAAUUUGUUCUCAAGCCUCUACGAUAUCUUGAAAUGGAUAAGGCGCUCAGCUUCAAGUACGACAACGCUCAUCUUAAAAUUCAACUGCUUCAUGGAUAUAAACGAUAACAGUCACGAAGAAUGUCUCGUCUUCAGAGCACUCACUAACUUGACGAUCUACAACGGCGCGCAUCAACAAAAAGAACCGAAAACCUUCUUCAAACUCGCCGAUAUUUCUACACUUCCAAUAAAACCAGUGCCAUCAGAUUUAAUGAUACCGAAACAUUUGGAAGUUCUGAAGUUGAACAAUCAAAUCGCUUUUACCGACUUGGACGGAGCCCAGAUAAGAUUGGAAUGUGAAGAGAAUUCGAUUUUCUUGUACUUGCUAAAAGAUGAUUCUUUCAUCGAACCGGACGCGCCGUUCACUUUUAAAGAAAUCAUUUCAUGUUCAGUAAUGAGAAGUCAAUUGGAAACAACACAUUUUUUGAAAAAUAUGAAAAACCUAAGAGAACUAAAUUUAUCAUUUAACCUGCUGGUAUCUAUGGAAAGAAAUUUGCCCUGGCAUGCUAACAUUGUUAAGCUUAACCUCAGUUGCAAUUAUAUCAAAUCUCUUGCGGAUUUCAAAGAUUUUGAGUUUCCGAAUUUAAAGUUCCUUGAUGUGUCUAAAAACCGAAUAGAGGAUUGCUUUGGAAUUAAAAAUGCGACGAAUAUCGAAGAAUUCAAUGUCUCAUUCAAUUACAUAUCAGAACUUGACAGAUUUUUGUUUCUGAAGUGUUUUAGAAAAUUACGCUCCAUAGACAUUAGAAGAAACGGUAUAGAACAAAUGGACACUCUCAAGAGAUAUUUAAUUUAUCACGUCAGAACACUGGAGUACAUAAACGGUUUUUCCAUCAGUGAGAGCGAAGUUGCUGAUGCACAUACUGCCGUUGGUGGAGUUUUAGAUAACGACUACUUAGAGUCAGUAAACAAGAAUAAAGAUUUGAAAAAAAUGAAGCAUCUUAACCUUGUUAAUGCAUCCAUUAGACUGAUUUCUCUAACAUCGAUAAAUCUAGAUAACUUAGUAAGCGUGAACCUUGAUAACAACACGAUAGAAUCGAUAGCAGAGCUACUUGUCCUCGAAAACCUCAAGUAUUUGAGCCUAGCCGGGAACCAAAUAUCGAAAUUCGGUGAAGCACCAAGCAGUGCGAUAUUCUACAAGCUGGAAGAGCUGCAUUUGAACAAGAACAGUAUUUCGAACCUGGAACCUCUGAAACUGCACAGAAUGCCUAAGUUGAAGACUCUAUUCCUCCAAGAUAACUGUAUCACUUCGCUCAGAGGCAUAGAAUACCUUGGUUCAUUACGUCACCUUAUUUUGGACAGAAAUAAAAUAAGUUCAAUAAAUUCCAAUGAUGUGAAGAGAUUUAUAAAUUUGAAAGAUUUAUAUCUGGAGUGCAAUCAUAUUAAUAAGCUUGAUUUUUUGCCUUCACUCAAGAAGAUAACAAGGUUAUUCAUCAAGAACAAUCGAAUAGAGAACAUGGAUACUUUAAGAUUUCUGAAACACUUGACAAAAAUUCAAGAAUUUACAUUUUCUGGAAAUCCAGUUUGCAGAAAAUUCGAAUCCUACGUGAAAGUGCUCACAUACUUGCCGAACAUAAAUUAUGUAGAUGGCUUCUUGAUCGAAUCAUUUACUCCGAUAGAAUCACAAUCCUUAAACUCGCAAUAAAGAUUUGUCAUUCUUUUUUUAUUUUGAAUAUUUUUUAUUAA
Molecule: messenger RNA, 3623 nt
Organism: Nezara viridula (southern green stink bug)
Lineage: Eukaryota; Metazoa; Arthropoda; Insecta; Hemiptera; Pentatomidae
Source: the annotation of a GenBank genome assembly